AUGGAUGAUACAAGAACUUCACUUGAUGUUAAAGAGUACCCUGAUACUGAGGUACAGAAAAACCGAACACUAACCCUGGAAGAGUGGCAAGAAAAGUGGGUGGAGCGCAAAAUUACGUUUCAUCAAGAACAAGGACACCAGCUGUUAAAGAAGCAUUUGGAUACUUUCCUCAAAGGCGAGAAUGAACUGAGGGUAUUUUUCCCUCUUUGUGGGAAAGCAGUUGAGAUGAAAUGGUUUGCAGAUCGGGGACACAGUGUAGUCGGUGUGGAAAUUAGUGAGCUUGGGAUACGGGAAUUUUUUACGGAGCAGAAUCUUUCUUAUUCAGAAGAACCAAUCAAGGAAAUUCCUGGAGCCAAAGUAUUCAAGAGUUCUUCGGGGAACAUCUCAUUGUACUGUUGCAACCUUUUUGAUCUUCCCAGAGCAAAUAUUGGCAAAUUUGACAGGAUUUGGGAUAGAGGAGCAUUUGUUGCUAUUAACCCAGGUGAUCGUAAACGCUAUGCAGAUAUAAUGCUGUCCCUAAUGAGAAGAGGGUUUCACUACCUCUUGAGUGUUUUUUCUUAUGAUCCAACUAAAUAUGCAGGCCCACCAUUUUAUGUAUCAGACGAUGAAAUUGAAAUACUGUUUGGUUCAGCAUGCAAUUGUCAGUGUCUUGAGAAAGUAGAUGCAUUUGAAGAAAGACAUAAAAGUUGGGGAGUUGACUACCUUAUUGAAAAGUUAUAUCUUCUUACAGAAAAGUAA
Messenger RNA from Pipistrellus nathusii (Nathusius's pipistrelle), 738 nucleotides. The record is from the annotation of a GenBank genome assembly. NCBI's taxonomy places the organism in Eukaryota, Metazoa, Chordata, Mammalia, Chiroptera, Vespertilionidae.